UCGUGAUUCGUGUUGUCUUUGUCAUUGUGUUCUGAUCUUCUUCUUCUUCCUCUUUGCAUCGCUUCUUCCUUCAUCACUUAUCUUCAUCUGCUUCUGUCACAUCAUCAAGCAUUCUCACAUCGCUUCUCAGUUUCUCGUUUUCCCAAUCGCAGCUAAAAAAUCCUCUGUACCCUUUUACCCUUUUCUCAAUAAGAAGAAAUUAGGAAACGCAACAAUGGCUCAAGCGGUUGAAGAAUGGUAUAAGCAGAUGCCCGUCAUCACGCGCUCCUAUCUCACCGCUGCUGUUGUCACCACUAUCGGAUGCUCCCUUGAUAUAAUUUCUCCGUAUCAUUUGUACUUGAACCCUAUAUUGGUGGUGAAGCAAUAUCAGUUUUGGCGCCUGGUUACUAAUUUCUUGUACUUUCGUAAAAUGGACUUGGAUUUCCUGUUUCAUAUGUUUUUUCUUGCUCGUUACUGCAAGCUUCUUGAGGAGAACUCGUUCAGGGGGAGGACUGCUGAUUUCUUUUACAUGCUCUUAUUUGGUGCCACUGUAUUGACUGGAAUUGUUCUUCUUGGGGGCAUGAUACCUUAUUUAUCAGAGUCGUUCGCAAAAAUAAUAUUCCUUAGCAACUCAUUGACAUUUAUGAUGGUUUACGUGUGGAGCAAACAAAAUCCCUUCAUUCACAUGAGCUUCCUGGGUCUCUUUACUUUCACUGCUGCCUACCUUCCAUGGGUUCUCUUGGGGUUCUCUGUACUCGUUGGUGCUAGUGCUUGGGUGGAUCUACUGGGAAUGAUUGCUGGCCAUGCAUAUUAUUUUCUUGAAGAUGUUUAUCCUCGGAUGACAGGUCGUAGGCCACUAAAAACACCAUCAUUCAUCAAAGCACUAUUUGCAGAUGACCCAGUUGUUGUUGCACGGCCUGCUAAUGUCAGGUUUGCUCCCCCACCUGCUGAAGAACUUCACCAAGAUUGAAUGAAUGCCCAUCAAAAUGGUUAGAGGAUUAGCAAAGGAACAGCAAAGCGGUUGACCGUGUAAUAUAUAGAUUUUAAACAUCUUUUUUUCGCGUGCAUUUGUUAAUUAAUUAGGAUUUAAGGGGCAACUAUGUCGAAUGUUCAGGGUUUUAACUGAAUGAGAUCCUCUUUUCUCAUCGUAGUUUGUCAGACACCACCUUGUAGAUAUGAUAUUAUAUCCUCACGUAGUCCACAAAGUUUUUUUUAAGCUAGUUAAGUCAACAAAUUUGGUUCUUCUA
Molecule: messenger RNA, 1226 nt
Organism: Glycine soja
Lineage: Eukaryota; Viridiplantae; Streptophyta; Magnoliopsida; Fabales; Fabaceae
Product: derlin-2.2
Exons: 6
Coding region: 215-949 (244 amino acids)
Biological process (GO): endoplasmic reticulum unfolded protein response
Cellular component (GO): Hrd1p ubiquitin ligase ERAD-L complex; endoplasmic reticulum membrane
Molecular function (GO): misfolded protein binding; ubiquitin-specific protease binding
Source: RefSeq, a predicted model, not a curated record